AUGGCGCUGCUGUACCGCGCCACGCGGCUCAAGGACCGCGUCGACACGCACGUGUUCACCUUCGUGGUCACGCGCUCCGCCACGCGCGAGCCCGACCGCGAUGUCACCUCCAAGGACUUCUGCUGCGCGCACCAGCGCUGGGCCGUCGCGUUCAGCCGCUCCGAUACCUCGCUCGGAGUAUACCUCGUAUGGCGCGGCGCUUGCGAGGGCAUGCGCGUGUACGUGGACUUCACGUUCACGCUGCUCAGUCGCGACCACUUCACGGCAAAUGAGGGGUUCUCCGGGAAACAGGUCCGCUUCAACGCGGGCUGCGCGGCGCAGGGCCGCGGCCGGUGUGUCUCGCUCGCUGAACUGAGCACCAAGUUCGCGGACUCGCGCGGCGAGUUCCAGCUGGAGUUGACGAUGUCGCGCGUGCGCACGCUGUACUCGUGCGAGUUGCGCGCGCCUCGGCUUGACACGCCACCCAUCGCCUUCGCAGGGUUCGACUGGUCCGUGUCGGCUACUGGAGGUGCUGGCAAGGAGCCCCUAACUCUUCGCCUCGCUCGUCUCUCGGGCGAGGGCCAACGCUGCCGCGUGAGAUAUGCGCUCGCUCUCGGCGAAGGCGAGCGACGAGUUCACUCUGGGCCGCUGGAGUGCGUGUGCGACGCCGACGGGCGCACUCCGCCGUGGACGCCCAGGCCAGCUGCACGUUUGUCGCACAAGGGUAUGCGGCUGACCAUCGAGCUGCUGUGGGCGAGGGCGGUCGCUGAGCUGGCGGUCUCUGCUGCCGGGAGAGCUGCUACCUGCUACGAUCGGGAUAAACAGGCCUGGGCCCUGCGCUGCGACACGCACUCCGAAACGGUGCGCCUGCACAUGCUAUACCGCGACGUGCACCACGUGCCGCGCAACCACCUGCGGUACGUCAGCUGGUCGGCGUGGCUCGUACGCUCCAACGCGGCGCCUGGCGAGCCUGAUGCUGAGGAGCUGCCUGGAGCACCCUUCGAGCAUUACUAUGCGCAGGACAGCGCAGAUGAAGGUUUGAUGAUGGAGACUUCUCUUCGCGUGGAGGACGUAUCCCGUCCGGGGCCCUUCUUGCACCCGGGCGGAGAGUUGCGCGUACGCCUCGAAUGGGGCGACACUUACCUACUCUUCCAGGCCACUUACCACGUCUAUGAUGACUUGAUCCGAUUGCAUGCGCAUCAGAUGAGGCGAGAGAUCGCAGCGUUGCAGUCGGAAAACUAUGCGCUGGAGCGACAGCUGUUCAGCUACCAGAAGAGCCUGGCAUACGCGCAGGCGCAGGCGGGCGAGCCGGCGGCGGAGGCCGGCGGGCGGCGCUCCCCGGCAGAGCGCAGCCUCUCCACUGACACGGAAUACGCGUAAAGCGUCUGCGCAGUCCGCGCUCCCAACGCCGCCUGGGGCCACAAAAUGAUGAUGACAGCGGGCGGCGGGUAGCGGAUUAUGAAACAUAAUCUUUAUAGCCCUUGCUGGCGGUUCCAUGGUCGCCACAACUUCUGUCCGCUGUCAUAGAGUUUGCACCCCCAAGGCGCGCAUGCGCGAGUCUCGCUCUCUCUCUCUCGCGUGCUCGCUCGCGCCCUCUUCUAUCUUUUCGACUGACUCUGACGUUUUUGAGCGAUUUAUCUAUUUUUCUAGACGUUUUAUGGCGAGGUGCGCCUCGUCCGCACCGCUUCCCGCCGGUCGCCUGCACUCUCGCCGCUCGACUCUAUCGAUAGCCGAUUAUUAUACUCGACUACUUUUCUA
This is a messenger RNA of Pectinophora gossypiella (pink bollworm), 1737 nucleotides long. RefSeq lists its product as uncharacterized. The transcript has 7 exons. Bases 1 to 1359 code for a protein of 452 amino acids. The record is from RefSeq and is a predicted model, not a curated record. NCBI's taxonomy places the organism in Eukaryota, Metazoa, Arthropoda, Insecta, Lepidoptera, Gelechiidae.